Molecule: messenger RNA, 1309 nt
Organism: Durio zibethinus
Lineage: Eukaryota; Viridiplantae; Streptophyta; Magnoliopsida; Malvales; Malvaceae
Product: zinc finger A20 and AN1 domain-containing stress-associated protein 6-like
Molecular function (GO): DNA binding; zinc ion binding
Source: RefSeq, a predicted model, not a curated record
AAUUAUUGAAUUUUUUUCCCUUUUCGUCGUUUCUUCCUCCUCCCCUUUAAUAUUCUUUCCUCUGACUCUCUCUCUCUGAUAAUUCUUUCCUUUGUUCAUAUUCUCCCUUUCCUCUGCUUAUUUCUUUCCUUUCAGCUUUUCCUUUGAAGAUCUGGCAGAUCUGAUAUCAAGUAAAUUAAAUUUCACAAGAAAUUUGAUAGAUCGAGAGGUUUGAAGAAAAAAAGAUGGCGGAGGAGCAUAGAUGCCAAGUUUCGGAAGGGAACCGUCUUUGCGUCAAUAAUUGCGCCUUUUUUGGAAGUCCGGCGACGCUGAAUCUUUGCUCUAAAUGUUACAUAGAUUUCCGUCUUAAAGAACAACAACAAGCUUCUUCGAUCAAAUCCUCUCUGUCUUCUCCUUCGUCUUCGUCAACCGUCGUCGAAUCUGUUUCUCAGGUUCCUGUUUUGACUCUCCCUGAAGUCAAUGGAGAAUCGCCUAUUCCGGCGGUCGAGAUUGCUCCGUCGUUUGAACAGCAGCCGCAGCGACAACCGAAUCGGUGCAUGGUUUGCAGGAAGCGGAUCGGGUUGACCGGAUUCAGAUGCAAGUGUGGGAUUACGUUUUGCGGGUCCCACAGGUACCCAGAAAAUCACGGAUGUACGUUCGAUUUCAAGAAGGUUGGGAGGGAGGAGAUCGCACGCGCCAAUCCCCUGGUCAAAGCAGAGAAGCUCGAGAAAAUUUGAGAAGAGGAUAGAAAGCCAUUGGAUCGUUUGACGUUUGAUGAGAAGAAAUUGGAAAUUUCAAACUCGUUAAGAUCACGACACGUGUUUCAGUGUGGUCCCCACAUGAAGAAAACCCAAUUGGGCUGGAUAAAAAUAUUUUCAUCUAAAAAAAACUAUUUUUAAUAUUUUAUUUUACGUGGUUUUUUAGGUUUUUUUUUUUUUUUUAAAUUUCUUUGGGUUGGAAAAUGCAAAAAAACAAAAAAGGAGUUUGAAUUCGUGUAGAUUCUUGGCUCUCAUUUAAUUAUUGGUGUGUAAUUCCGAUGGCAGCGCCCAAUCCUGAAAAGCCAUGAAGCUAUUUUCUUACAUGUUUUUUUUAUUAGGGAGCAAAAACAAUCGAGUUCUUUUCUUUCUUUUUUUUAAAGGAAAAAUUGACAACUUUCUGUCUUUUAUUGCCAAUUUGCAAUUACAUCCCUUUCAUUCCAUUUUGCGUGUGACAUUUUUUUAAUGACAAAAAUAAGUGCUGCUUUUCGGUAAUUCAAGAAAUUUGAUUCCUUGAAAGGAAUAUUUAACUAUAAUGUACAUGAAUUUCAAUUUGAUCAAUUUUGUGACCAAAA